GGGCCGGGUUUGUUUAGCAUCACCAAAUGUUUUGUUUUCUGCGCCGAUGAAAUGGAGUUGACGAGCUAACACCGAUAGCAGCGACGGUAACCGUUUCUCAGUGACAUUGUACCAGCUUACAAGAAGACAAAGUCAUGGGGAAUACAAGCAGUGAAAGGGCUGCCAUGGGCCAGGGGGAGAAGGCUCAGCGGAGGGACAGCCGGGGUACCAAGGAGGGAGAGAGGCCAAAAAUCCUGAUGGAUAGCCCAGAGGAUGCAGAUAUUUUUCACGGAGAAGAUAUGAAGGCCCCUUUAGAGAAAGAGGAGUAUCUUGCAUGGCAGCAGGACUUAGAAGCAGAAGAUAAAGGGCCAACUUUAGACCGACCAACAGUCUUUCGCUGGACUGGAGAUGGAAAGGAGGUGUACCUGUCUGGAUCCUUCAACAACUGGGCCAACAAGAUUCCCCUUAUUAGAAGUCAGAACACCUUUGUGGCAAUCGUUGACCUACCUGAAGGGGAGCAUCAAUACAAGUUUUAUGUCGACGGCCAGUGGACACAUGACCCAGCUGAGCCUGUCAUAACCAGCCAGCUAGGCACCGUCAACAACAUCAUCCAGGUGAAGAAAACUGACUUUGAGGUGUUUGAUGCACUAAUGGUGGACUCGCAGAAAUGCUCUGACAUGUCAGACCUCUCCAGCUCUCCUCCUGGGCCGUAUCAUCAGGACGCUUACAUACCUAAACAGGAAGAGAAGUUUAAGUCUCCACCCAUACUCCCACCUCACCUCCUGCAGGUCAUCCUCAACAAGGACACUGGGAUUUCUUGUGACCCUGCAUUACUCCCAGAACCCAACCACGUCAUGCUCAACCACCUCUACGCUCUUUCCAUUAAGGAUGGAGUGAUGGUGCUCAGUGCGACGCACCGCUACAAGAAGAAGUAUGUUACCACCUUACUAUACAAGCCCAUCUGAUCGUCCGUCUUUUCAAUUCUAUCCCAGUGUGUUAAGUGUACACUGAGUGUACAAAAUAUUAGCUCCACGUGUUUUUUUGGGUUUUUUUUGCAUAAAAUAGAGAGACCAGAUGAGGUCCGAUCUCAUAUCGCUUACAGUUCUAAUCUGUUAAAUCCAUCCUAACUUCAAGAAGCAGCUCUAAACAAGGUGUAGGAAUAAUUUAGUUUGUAGAAUUUGAACUUAAUUGCAAGUAAAAUACAGGACCGGUGUUUACUAAAUGCUUCACAUAAAUACAGUGUAAGCAAAAUAUAAAAUAGAACCGGAUCAAAUGAGAAACAGUAGGAAAACCUCAACAGAUGUUUCCUUUUAAAGGAAGCCUGUAUAAAUCAUUUAAAUGAUGACAUUCCUUUAACCAUCCUGAACUUUGAACACACAGAGCCUGGAAAGUUCAAGUAUGGAGGCUUGUAUUGUUUCCCCCAAACUUUCAAAAGAUUGACAGCCACCUGCAUGACAAUUAUCGAAAAUUACCUAAUGUUUAUAAGAGGUUAAACGCUCUGAGACUAUAUCUUGUACACUCUUUGUAUAUCCAGUAAUUGCACAUUUAGGAUGGUUAAUAUCACAGCCACUCCGAUCUGACAUAAUCUGCCUUUAUUUGUUCACUGACUUCCCUCUGUAGUUUCCAGCAACAGUACCUUUGCUUAGUAGAACACAAAGACGAUAACUAUGGGGUAGAGCACUGACAUGUCUGUUAUCAAAACAGACAGAAGUAUAAGGAAAUGGCUGGUAAUGCUGAGGGGGGGAGACCUCAGAUGAAUUAAAGUAGCUGUCGUCUUUCCCAUGGUUCGGAAGGCAGCAGCAGUUCAAUCAAAACUGUGAAUGUUUGAAGUCGAAGAAGGAAACAAUGCACUGCAGUAGCUAUGUCUUUAUUUUGCUGUUAAUGUUGAAACUGAUGAAAUUUAUUUGGUGAUGAUCACACAGCGCACAGUAGAUAUCUUCUAUGAAGUAUUUAGUAAUAUAUAUAAAUAUAUAUCUUUUUCUACAUUUGGUUGAUGAUGUGGUUUGUUUUGUUGUCACAUAUUGUCUUUCUGUAGUUAGUUGCAGUGUUGUGGCCAAAAACAUUCCAGUCAAGACGAGAGCAAAAUGCGUCUUAGGUAGUUUCUUGUCUUUAAUUUAGGGUAUGUGCACUUGCAGUACGACAAUGAAUCAGAAGAAUAAUGAUUACCUUUUCCAAAAUUUAGGCAAAUUUAAAUGUAACAUUGCACAAGUAACUUUUGUUUUUUCUUUAAUACCAGCCUGGGAACCACAUAAUUCAGAAAACAUCUGUUUUAUUGGCUUUGGCAGAUGUGUUUGGCCUACCCACAUGUUCAAACAAAUUUCCACCUGGCAUUGCCCACGCCAGUUCAAUCAUAUCGAUUUAUCUAAUAUGGGGCAGCUUUGAUACAAUCACUGUAUAGAAGAGUGCUGUUAACGCAGCCACUCGUGUGAAAUAUUUGAAUCUGCUAUCGUGUCAGUUCUCAAAGAACUGGACGGUAUAUUUUUCUCUAAAAGAAGAGCAAACAGCUGCACUUAAAGCCUCGUUACAUUUCGGUCAGCACUAUGUCAAACAUUUCAUUGCUCUGAUUGGUUCUUAAUCUAUCAAAUUGUGUCCAGAGACAUUUUAGUCUGCGUCUGUUGAUAACACUCUACGGAAAACAAAAAAAAAAGUGUGUCUGUUAAUGCCAAGUUACUUUUAUAAAGACUAAUCCAUUAAAUUAAGAGUCACUUCAGUGGGCUGUACAAAAUUGCAAGAUUAGAGUUUUCAGUGUCAUGAAGGUCUUUUAACCUGCUAGAUCACUAUGCUAAGAGAUGAUUCUCUGUGAGCAAAUAAACCCACUUGACUGAAGCAGAUGGCACAUAGGUUCAGUUCAAGUUAAGCGCUACAGAGUAUGAAGCAGAAAGCCUGGAUUAAUAAAGACAGCUCAUACCCACUGUUGUGAUACCUGUUAUCUGUGAUUUAGGUUUUCUCAAGCCAGCCUGAACAAAGAAAGCCUGGCUAUGUUGAAAUUGCUUCCCAGUACAACCCUCUGAUAGUUGAUCCCUGCUGUCUUCGUUGAAAUGGCACAACUUGUUCGUACCAUUGAACGUUGCAAAUUUCCAUCAGGUGAUGUUCGCAUCAUGUUGAUUUAAACAGAAAGGACAUACUUGAGGAAGACAAAACCGCAAAUGAAAAGAGUCAAACAACACUGAUGGGGGGACCAGCAUGGGGUUGUGGGAUCGACACGCACUGUUUCCAAGGAUUAUUAUUAUUUUUUUGUCAUAGUGAAUUUAUCUGUACUGUUUAUGGUCUGUGUAGAUUUCAUGACGUUUGAAGGACUGGAAUUUGUUUUACGUUAAAUGUAAUAACUCGAACCAACAUCGACGUAUCCUUGCCAAAUUAUGGUAUCUGUGGUGGGUGUGAUUGCCACAAAUGAAUGAAACCAUGAUGUUCAUUAUUUUAGUUUUACAGAAUGCUGUAGGCCAGUAGAGGCUGAGUCCUCAUUUGUGUUGAUUUUGCAUUUGUCUCACAGCUAACAUGGUAAUUAUUUAUUGAUGUUAAGAUGCUAGACAUUCAAAUAUAUUGCAUUAAAAAUGUUUUUGACCUACAAUUUCCAUUCUGAGACAGAUUUGUAUUAAAAGUUAAUUUGCAAAUUAAUAUGCCGCUUGCUUUAUUUAUGAUCACAUCAUAACUGACAGACCUUUGUGUUCAUUAACAGUCAUGACAAAAUCUAUGCUUCACUGUCACCUUAAGGACUGCUGUAAGAAUUUUGACAUCAAUUUAGUCUGUUUUGGUUAUUUUUCCACAUGUUGCAGCUUUUUUAAAUGUAAAAUUCCACUACUGAAUCUGAUCCUGCAUGGACAAUGAAUUUUAAAGCAGCUUUUUCUCAAUGAAUUAGUGAAUGUGUUCAUGUUUUAUACCCAUCUUUAACAUCUUUUACAUAUAAGGGUUAGAUUUUUUUUUUACCCAUCAUAUUAUUGUAUUUACUAAGUCAUACAUGCCAAAAUAAAAACAACAUGCUGGAAAAAAAAA
Molecule: messenger RNA, 3969 nt
Organism: Stegastes partitus (bicolor damselfish)
Lineage: Eukaryota; Metazoa; Chordata; Actinopteri; Pomacentridae
Gene: prkab1a
Product: protein kinase, AMP-activated, beta 1 non-catalytic subunit, a
Exons: 8
Coding region: 135-944 (269 amino acids)
Biological process (GO): signal transduction
Cellular component (GO): nucleotide-activated protein kinase complex; cytoplasm; nucleus
Molecular function (GO): protein kinase binding
Source: RefSeq, a predicted model, not a curated record